AUGGCUGCCUCAGUUUAUGCAACUCCCCCGCCCGAUUUCAGCGGUGAAGAAGCGGCCAUGAGUGACACUUCCAACUCAUCGCAGACAAACAGUUCGAACAAUUCCACAAUGAAAGCAACGAAACGAUCGCUGUCGUCGGCCUUUCUGAACUCGCCACAGACGAUCAAUACUGCCACACAGCUCAGCUCGGACAGCAUCCCGGAUUUGUCCAAGAAGCGACGUAAACAGCCCAUGCCCAGUCGAAUCUCGGCUAACGGCACGGAAGAAAACGUAACCCUCGCAGAGGGUAACCCUGAAGUAGUGGACGAUAGCGAAGAAGCGGAAGCAAAUGCCAUAGAAUCGAUUGCAAAUGCGUUUGCUGAACAGCAAAGCAACUUUCAGAAGAUAUUUCUGUCCAACUUGAGUCAAUUACAAAAGCAGCAUCUUCUCAGACAGCAACUGGAGGACCACGUGGAAGAAUCUGCCAAUGAAGAACCUGUACAUAAUGGUUCCAAUCCGAUUAUAUCUCUUAAAAGCCGAGAAAGUUUAUUCGACUUACCGAUAAUUGCCAAGGAUUCUGACGAUGUCAAAGAUGUUUGCCAAACUAUAUGCGACGAUAAACCGGACGAGCAUUGCAAAGAUCAAAACGAAAAUGAGUCCAAAAAUCACAGUUUUGACAAUGGAUCAACUAAUAACAAUGAUACAUCUAUGCAGAGUGAAGAUAAGCAUGACGUGGAGCCUGAUGACAGUAGUAAAAUAACGGACAAUGUACAAAACGGAGAUAGAGUACGAGAUGUUUCUGAAUUCAAUCUUAAAUCAGAAUUGCUCCAAGAUCCAGAAUGGGAUGGAGAAAUUCGUUCUACAUCUACCGCAAACCUUUCCAAACCGGAGGAUUGGCUUUCCUUGCCUGGGUUGCCAUUUCCAUUCUCGCCCGAAGCUGCUGCUGCACUCUCCGCAUCGGGCUACAUGCCUCAGCUUCCAUUGUUGGGAAUGCCGUCCGCAUCAUCUUUUGGAUCAUCGAACGAUUCCAAUCGUCCAAACGUACCACCACUUAGAAUCUUCAACCCGGAAGCUUUUUGUGGGCUGUGCAAUAAAGAAUUCUGCAACAAAUACUUCCUCAAAACGCACAAGGCCAACAAACACGGAAUCUAUGAACCACAAAGUGGAAACAGUGACUCUCUGCCCAACGUUGGUCCUUUCAAUCCUCUUCAUCAGCUUUCACAAGUAUUCCAACUACAGCAGCAACAGCAACAACAGCAGCAGCAGCAAGCUCUUCAGGAACAACAAGACAAGGCAAUGCUCAGCCAAACGAUAAAUUCGGAAGGCCCGACCUCGCAACAAUCCCAGAUGCGUCCAACUGUUUCUCCCAAGCUGCCAAUGAAUUCAAUACAACCGACAGUAUUUUGUGAUAUUUGCUUCAAAAAGUUCAGCAGCCUCAGUGCAAUGCGUAAGCAUCGCAGCAAAGCUCACGAUCCAGCUGGUAACAAUCAGCAACAACAGCAACAUCACGGAUCAGAUACGGGAUCUAAACCACCAUCGCCAACCUCCAAUGCAGAACGUUUGAAUUUCAACUCAAUGCAGUUCCGUUUUCCGGAAGGAUUCCGUGAGGAUUAUUCCAUUGAGCAGGAGGACGCAUCGUUCACCCCUCAGCCGCGUAAGUUGUCACCGCUGUCUAUUCAAGCAGCUCGUGAAGCCAAUUUCUCUGUAGACAAGCUGAAGCGCUUGGGUGUGGUCAACCCGGAGGCGUUUUGUGAGAUAUGCUGCAAAGAGUACUGCAACAAGUAUUUCCUGCGCACUCAUAAGCUAAAAAGACAUGGAAUAUUCUUGCCACCUGAUGAAGUUAAGGAGGAACGUAGCCCAUGGAGCUUUGUCCAAACGAGUCCGUUGAAUCUGAUUGUUAGCGGAGCGGAGAAUCUCGGACAUCCUCCGCCGUUGAAGAAAUUGAAUGAUCGAGAAGAAAGCGAGCAGCUGAUGAAAUCAACUGCUUUGAAGGAAGAACUGUUGAAGAAUACCGACACCAAGGCUGAGGAAGAUGCUCAAGGAGAAGAUGUUGAUGAUAAGGAUGGACCAGUCGAUCAAGAUGGCGAACCGAUCAGUGUGGACUUGCAGAAGUUGCAGUCAAUGAUCAUGCAGCUUAGCGAUUUAAACAACCAACGAAAAAUGUCUUGUGGUAUUUGUGGAAAAGAGGUGGACAAUCAGUAUUUAUUGCAUACCCACAUGAUACAAGAGCACAAUAAUAUGAACGAGAAUAACAAUGGGCUCAAGUCACCGGCGACUGCCACCCCUAUGCCGGCAUCACCGAACGAUUUUGAAGUGUGCAAGCAGUGCGAUAAGGAGUUCUCUAAUGCGUUCAUGUUGAAGCAACACUUGAUGGAAGUACAUGGGUCACAGAAUGUCAGUCCGAAAAGAGAAGGUUUCAUAACUCCGGAUCGACCCACCGCUACUUCUAGCAUGGGAAUGCCGACGGGACCGAAUUAUGGUGAGAGAAAACCUACGUUCUCGAUGACACCGACAAGUAGUUAUUGUGAAAUUUGUAACAAAGAGCUGUGCAAUAAGUACUUUAUGAAAACUCACAUGCAACGAAUGCACGGCAUAGAGAUUGAAAACGGGGCUCAAAUCGGCGGAGUCGUGUGCAAUAUUUGUAACAAGGAGCUGUGCAGUAAGUACUUUUUGCGUGUGCAUAAGCAUAAUACGCAUGGAAUUGUAGAGGAAGGAGCCCCGCUUCCGCAGCCCAGGAAUAAUGGAGAGUCAGCAGAGAAUUCGGAACCUCCAUUCCCGGUUGACAGCGUACUGAAGCCAGGAGAGAUAACAGACGUUAGCAAUCGAUACUACUCACACUUUACGGAGGUUUGCCCAUUGUGUAGUCGUAGAUUUCGAAGCGCCAAGUGGUUGAGAGCUCAUUUGUUAAGUGAUCAUGGCAAAAUGGGCGUUGAUAAGUUACGUGAGAUUGAGCAUAAACUGGGUAGUGGUAGUAAGUCCAGCAGCCCUUCGCUGAAAAUUCCCAAUGGAGGAAUGAACGUGAGCACUUCAGAGCCCAAAUUCAACCCGAAGAUCGCAUUUGGGUUCAACUCUCCAGAUGCGAAGUUCCUCAUGAAGAAUCCGUUUUCUGGUUUGUUUGGAGCCGAUCCUUCCAACUCCAAUCUAGGACCAAAGGGAUAUCAGUGUUCGUAUUGUCCGUUUGCUACUCCACUUCUUCCGUUGUUGUUCAUCCACGAGAGAACCCACACUAGUUUGAGUAUUGUUCAGCAGCAGUUGCUGCAGGAGGAGGAGAAACAUCAGAUGCAGUUGCCUCCAUUGCACUUGUCUGCUAUCAAAUCGGAGUCAGCGGUUUCAUUAGCAAAAGAAAAAGAAAGUUUCAUGCUACCAACAUCGGUCCCAACAUCGGAAACUCCAUCGUUAACUCCGGCUUCGACUCCGGUUCCUUCAAUGUCCCAGGAAGCGAUGACCAUACCAACCUCAUCAGUUCUUCAGCAAGAUACGCCCAUGCAGCAGUCUCCAUCACGUAAAUCACCAAAUGCUCGAGAAUCACCAAAGUCCACCUCACCAAGAUCCGAACAAAACGGCAUCCUCUCGGAAAUGGCCAACCUUACCCAGCGGCCGGCAGUUUAUGCUCUGCCCCAACAGGCAGGGCCACUUCUGAUGCAGUCAUUCUUGAUUGAAGAAUCAUCUUCAGCUGCUUCCUCCAAGGAUGGCGCAGAGGAGCAAGGAACAUCCCUCGCCGCAAACAGGUUUGUACCAGCUGUUGUUUUCCUACCUGUUAAGGAGCGUAUCCUUUCUCCGAUGACAAUAUCGUUCACGCUUAGCCCUGCCUAGGGGAAGGGUUCCCGAAUAAUGGCAGCGUAAAUUGCUUUUGUUCGUGCGCCGUUUUCUUCCAACAGGGAAUCCGAACCGAAAAAGCAUCUGCAACAGUAGUUCGGUUCUAAAAUAAUGUUGCAGAGGUGUUUUGAACAGGAACGUGAGAAACAAGAAGAAUGAAAUCCGCAAAUACGUACACAUUUAUCUCUGGGGUAACCGGAAUGGAAAAGAGAGAAGAGUACAUUAAUCCUACUUAGAAGAGAUGGAGAAAAUAGUCGUAAGGAGAAGAAAAUCAAAAUGUAUAAAUAUUUAAUUACUAGUAGACGUAUCGUUGUGUAGAGAUGUCUAUUGAGAAGCGCAAGUUCGACAGAAAAAAAAGGAUUCACUGUAGAAAAGGUGAGAGCAGGUAAAACCAACGGUUACAAUUUAAUUGCAAAUUUGCACGUGGAAAGAAAGUAUAGAAAGUUCCACAGACCGAGAUUAGAUUCAUCUAUUAUGUACAAGACUUUUGUUUUGAGCUCAUCGAAAGAGAAAUUCCACAGAAAUCAUUCCUUUAUUAUCAACGGAAUAGCAGAUUUUCAAUUGAAACAUGUUUUCUACCUCUAAAUUAUGCUGAAGACAGACCGAAAUAAUGCUUGAUGUAGUGAAUUGAGGUAAAUUGAUGUUGAACAGUAUAUAAGCUAUUAGCAAGUUAUGAUACUAGCUGACAUAGAAUACUAAGCAUGCGAGGUAUUGAAGUAAGGAGAAAACCUUGGUGAUGUUCUAACAAAGUUCCUAUUAUGAGUAAAACUAGCAGAAAGAAAGUAUCUCUUCGGGUAUGAUAGAUUUUUUAAGGAUAUUUACCAUUGACACAAAAGACCGUUAAUUGUGUCACGCUUGCGUGUAAGUCUGAAUAGAAAAGACUUGAAACCGAUCAAACUUUAUUUCAGUUACCAAAACUCAAUAAUUUGCUUUCAUCUAUUGAUAAUAAUUAGUUUUGCUCAAACGAGCAUAUUGAAAAGGCAUCUUACUGUGAAUAACACUUAAUCAAAGGAACCAAACUAAAACUCAGGGUAAUCAAAGUACAAGCUAAAAUGCAUACCUUUUAAAACAUGGAGUAGAAAUGAACCAACAAAUCUAGUCAAAUUUCAGCAUUACUGUUAACAUUCCCAUACCGUUCGGUUACCAAUAGAGGCAAAAACAUAGCCUAAAGUACAAUUUUAUAGGGAACAUGGAGAUGCAAGCAUUAAGGAACAAAAAAUUAAAAUACCUCAACCCGAAAGGAACUUACAAACGUUGGAUUAAUUUAACAAUAAGUCGAAAUCCUCUGGUACGUAAUUAUUAAAAAAACUAGUCGUGAUUAAUUAAAUGAAAGGUCAGCAGGUAUUCUAUGCCAUCAUUGUAGAACUAGACUUACAGUAAAAGAAUCAAAAAGACACUAACAAGACAAGAGAGUUACCAGUUCAGCAAGGACAACAGAACAAUGCACUCCUUUUAGCAUAGAUGUACAUAAUCGUGAUCAGGAAACCGUAUUUUAUUUCAUAUUGACAUUUCUAGUCUAAAGUACCCAUUUGCUAGUCAAAAUCUUGAUCAUAAAACAUUUAUCAUAACAGAAGAAAAUCAAGUUUUGUUAAAUAUAUUCUAUUGCUUCCGCCGUUAUUCGUAGAAACUAACACUCGCAGCACGAGAAAAUUUGAAACAAAGUCAAAAACCUCUGCACUUGACCGAGGCAAAAACCACAAACCAAGAACACACUUCGGAAGGUUUCGCCAAGCGAUUACCAAACUAAACAAGAAAGCACCCCAAAAAUAAACCCGAUUAAAUCCAGGACACGUGACUUGUGUCACUUGAACCGGAACUAGGGCUUGAGAGCUAAACUCGGCGAUUGCUAUCGAACAAUAUAAAACUGUAAAACGCUGUGUGCCUUUUAGCAAUUGCUGACAUGAUAAAAAAUGAAAGAGAGUGAAAGGGACGAAGAAACAAUAGCACCACAUUCGUCGGUAGAGGAAACAAAAUAUUCAAGACAAACGUAAUUUGUAGAUCUUCGUUAUCGAAUUACCUUUAAUUAAUAAUAUUUCAUAUAUUUGUAAUAUUUAACGGGUGAUAUAUGAAGUGUUAUGAUUAAAAUACAGAUAACAGC
This is a messenger RNA of Aedes aegypti (yellow fever mosquito), 5893 nucleotides long. RefSeq lists its product as uncharacterized. The coding region runs from base 1 to 3792 and encodes 1263 amino acids. The transcript has a single exon. The record is from RefSeq and is a predicted model, not a curated record. NCBI's taxonomy places the organism in Eukaryota, Metazoa, Arthropoda, Insecta, Diptera, Culicidae.